ACUUGAUAGCCGCUCUAGACACGUGUAAAAAUACCGUCCAAUCAGCAUAAACCACGAAUCCGGAAUUAUAGUUAAGAAGUGAGCAAAACAAACCUGACGAGGGAGAAAGUUAAACUACAAAAUAAAGAACGAAAAUGUUUAAAUAUCUAGGUGUAGGACUAGCAAUAAUUUAUGUUGUAAACGCUCUUUAUGAAAAAUCAGAUGAUGUAGUAGAACUUACUGGUGGAAAUUUUGAUCAUUUGGUAAAAUAUAGCGACGAGAUAUGGCUCGUAGAGUUCUAUGCACCAUGGUGUGGCCAUUGCAAGAAUCUUGCACCAGAUUGGAAGAAAGCAGCAACGGCUUUGAAAGGCAUAGUUAAAGUUGGUGCUGUUGACAUGGAUGUUCAUGGUUCAGUUGGAGGUCCUUAUAAUGUUCGUGGGUUCCCUACUAUUAAAAUAUUUUCUGGUGACAAAUCCAAACCACAAGAUUACAAUGGUGCACGAUCUGCCCAAGCUAUAGUUGAUGAAGCAUUAAAAGUUGCAUCUGCAUUGGCUCGUGAGAGACUCAAUGGUGGUUCAAAACGCUCAUCAAGUGGAAGUGGCAAGAGUGGAAAUGCAAAAGAUGUUAUUACUCUUACUGAUGAUAAUUUUGAAAAAGAAGUUAUUGAUACAAAAGAUAUUGUUUUUGUUGAAUUCUUUGCUCCAUGGUGUGGUCAUUGUCAACGUUUAGAACCAGAGUGGGCAAAAGCUGCUACAGAACUUAAAGGAAAAGUAAAACUAGCUGCAUUGGAUGCAACACAAUACCCAAAUACAGCUGGAAGGUUUAAUGUUCAAGGUUAUCCUACCAUCAAAUACUUCCCUGCUGGGGCAAAGGAUUUUAAUUCAGCUGAAGAUUACCAAGGAGGGCGCACUGCAAGUGACAUCAUUGCUUUUGCUCUUGACUUGCAUUCUGCAAAUGUAGAUCCUCCAGAAAUUCAGCAACUUACCUCUGAUUCAGUUUUAAAAGAUAAUUGUAAUGAAAAACCACUUUGUGUUAUUUCGUUUUUACCAGAUAUUCUUGAUACUCAAGCUGCUGGAAGAAAUGCGUAUUUAGAUCUUUUACGAGAGUUAGGUGAAAAGUAUAAAAAGAAGUUAUGGGGUUGGGUAUGGACAAGUGCUGGAGUACAUCCCAAGUUAGAAAAAACACUUGAAGUAGGAGGAUUUGGAUAUCCCGCAAUGGCUGUUGUUAACAUUAAAAAGAAGAUAUUUGUUUUAUUACGAAGUGGCUUCGGUCGUGAAGGUAUUGAUGAAUUGCUAAAAGGUAUCGCUGUUGGUCGUGGUCGAACUCAGAAGUUAGAAGAUGGUUUGCCUACUCUGUCAGAUGCACCUGCUUGGGAUGGUAAAGAUGGGGAGUUGCCUGUAGAGGAAGAAGACAUAGACUUAAGUGAUGUAGUUUUAGAUGACGAACCCGAAAAGAAGACUGAGCUUUAAACUUGUUGCAUUUCUAGAGUUUUUUAAAUAUUUAUACUUAUAUUGUUUAUUUUUAUGUCUAGACAAACUUUUUACAAGAAUAAAUCAUUAGUCUCUAAA
Molecule: messenger RNA, 1547 nt
Organism: Hydra vulgaris (swiftwater hydra)
Lineage: Eukaryota; Metazoa; Cnidaria; Hydrozoa; Anthoathecata; Hydridae
Product: protein disulfide-isomerase A6
Biological process (GO): response to endoplasmic reticulum stress
Cellular component (GO): endoplasmic reticulum lumen
Molecular function (GO): protein disulfide isomerase activity; protein-disulfide reductase activity
Source: RefSeq, a predicted model, not a curated record